Messenger RNA from Rodentolepis nana, 336 nucleotides. NCBI's taxonomy places the organism in Eukaryota, Metazoa, Platyhelminthes, Cestoda, Cyclophyllidea, Hymenolepididae. The record is from the annotation of a GenBank genome assembly.
AUGCACGAAAGCAUGCAUUUGGCAGAUACAUAUUUGACUCUUCUUCUCAGCGUUGCAAGACACCAAGAACUCGUGAAUACUUGUAAGUGUCGCGAAAAGUCAACUUCAGAGGCUGCUAACUUAGUUGGACUCUCUCUCCCUAAAACCUACAGGGUUGAAAAAAUAUUGCAAUGCGCUUUUUCUGUCUUGCUGGCUCGUCAUAAGCGUCAACACGAUUCCACUGUUAGCAGCAAGACAGUGGGCAUGUCUGUCUUAGCAGAGGGUAAUAAACUCACUGAUCCAGAUAAUGUCAAGUUUAUCGAAAGCUUUUUUACAAUAGACGCGUUUAAAACCUGA